Molecule: messenger RNA, 4276 nt
Organism: Paramuricea clavata
Lineage: Eukaryota; Metazoa; Cnidaria; Anthozoa; Malacalcyonacea; Plexauridae
Source: the annotation of a GenBank genome assembly
UUUUCAAUCCCGGUGUUUUACACCGGCGGUUUAACCUCGGAACCUUUUCACCUAUACGUUCUUUUUGAAAAUUUCAAAGGCUAUCUACAAUAUUUUGUAGAAAUUGUCCGCAGAAAUUUGUAUUUUUCUGCCGUUUUUUGAACCAUCGAUCGCGAAUCGUUGAGAAUCCGUACAGAACAAUGCCUCCUAAAUUUGAUCCGAACGAAAUUAAAAUCGGUAAGUUGAUUUUUCUGUUUAAAAUUCACUUUGAAUUUGGUUCACUGGAACCACUGAGUUGCUCUUAGUUCAUGAGUUGUUGUUAUUGUAGUGUGUUUACGGUGCACUGGUGGUGAAGUAGGAGCUACAUCGUCUCUAGCUCCAAAAAUUGGUCCUUUGGGUUUGGUGAGUAUCCUUAGAAUGGUGCUUGAUUUUAAAUAUAGUAUACAAAUAAUCUAAAAUACUUAUAUUAUUCUGAAUUUGGGGCAUCUUGCUAUAAAAUUCGAAGUAAAGAUUAUAUUAUACGAUCAAUCGAGUGAGUUGCCAAAAAUCUAGAAUAAUCUACCCACGUUAUACACAGGUAUGAUCCUGGUAUAUAUGCAUGAACUUGUAGUUAGCUCAAGUUUGUUUAUAAACUCUGUAGCUCAGCCAGACUGCCAAGUUUGUCACAUGUGCCGAAGAUCUUCCAUUUUGCCAUCCUAGGCACAUUCCUUUAUCGGAGAAGAAAACUUCAGCCCACAGUUAGCAAACUUAGCAGUCUCUGUUGUAUGAGUACUGCACAGCAACUGUUUGAUUCCUGCCUGACAGAGUGGCUAUAGUUUGAAAAUACCCAAGCUAGGUCAUAACUAUGGACAGGCGGUCAACUUGGGCCAUUCCAUUUAAUGUACACACACCCCUAUGGACAAGGUCAAUAAAAUUUGAACCCCUACGAAAAAAAAGAUCAAAGUGUUGACACAAACACACACACCCCAGAAAUUAAGAAAUUUUUGCCUUACCCCUCAGAAAAAACACAAAGAUCAAAGGAUGCCAAUGCACACAACCCCUCAGAAACGGCUUUUUCAAACUCCCUCAGAAAUUCUCGUUCAUAGGGGGAGGGGGGUGUAUAUUAAAUGGAAUGGCCCCUUACGAAUUGCAAGUUGUUCACCAUUGCAUGCACCUUAAACCACAUAUCCAAGAGCCCUUUGUCACUUGCUUUUCCAAGAACAAGAAACCAUUUUAACCCUUCAAGUGGAAAUACAUCUUGUUACACCCUACUUUAUUAUUUUACUCUGUCUAACACCAGAUUACCUGACUGGAAAGUUUCGAAUUUGCACACCGGAGAUUUUGAAAAUUUAAUAGUAAUUAUAUAGAAAGCAUCAAAAUUGUGUGGCCGAUAUCUCUGCCGCGCGAUACAAACUUUCCACACUUAAAAGAAUCGCCUUGGUUUUUAUCAGACCAAGGCCGGCUAUGUAGUUUUCCCUUCGAUCCACAAAAUCACAUAUAAGAUUAAGUUGUAAUCCUCUUCACUUUAGUCGCCUAAGAAAGUCGGAGACGACAUUGCAAAGGCAACGCAAGACUGGAAGGGUUUGAAAGUCACUGUGCAGUUAACAAUUCAGAAUCGUCAAGCCAAGAUCUCGGUUCUUCCUAGCGCAGCCUCGCUUAUCAUCAAAUAUCUGAAGGAGCCGCCACGAGAUCGUAAAAAGGUCAAGAACAGUAAGUGUGGAAAUAUGAUAAGUUAAGCCAAAAAAAAAAGUUGGCUUCAGUCAUGGUCUGAAAUUUGUAAUUAUCCCAAUAUCAACAGGAUGCUAUAAUCAAACUGUGAAUAACAUGUAUCCCAACUGGAUAUUACUAAAUUUCAAAUAUUAAGAUGAUGCUAAAUGUCGUCAGUGGUCUUCCCUUAAUUUAAUAGCUUUGAAUACUAUGAGUGUGCUUUCUUAAAAAUGCCUUUGAUUUUCAACUUGGUGGUCUCGUUGUUGACUGUUGAGUUUCCUAUUGUUAUUGUAAUUUAUAACAAUGAGAGACAUACAACUGUAUUCAAUAUUGAACACUUCAGUGUUGUGAUACUGCGAACUAGAAUAUAUAUUAUCCAAAUGUAGGAUACUAGAUUUUCUGGCUGGACACCAGUUUCAAGUUGCUAGUAUUGGAUAGUGCUGAAAAUUUAAGAUUUAAAGCCCUGUUUUAUGAGGGAGGGUAGGUUGGGAAAACAUUUUUUAUAAAUAAUAUUUUGUAAUCGGUAAUAUUGUGUAUGGUACAAACAUAUAUAGACAAAUAAAUUCUAGUUUACUGUCGUUCCAAUUGAAGUGUUCCUCAAAUAUUGAUUCAAUACAUUACCUCAGGCUGACCAAUUCAUUUGAUCAAGUUCCUCGAGAUAUUCAUACACUUCCUGUGAAAGAGCCAAUUCCAAGUAUUUGAUAAUUUCUGGUCACUUCCUUUCUAUUUAUGAUUGGUUAGUUGCACAAACAACAAAGGGGAUUGGUGCAUUCAAACUAUUCAACAGAAGUUUACAAUUAUACUAGGAAGUGUAUGAAUAUUUCGAGGAACUUGAUCAAAUGAAUUGGUCAGCCCGAGGUAAUGUAUUGAAUCAAUAUUUGAGGAACACUUCAAUUGGAACGACAGUAAAACUAUAAUUAAUGAUGCCACCAUUUUCCCCUUGUAAAAUCAUCUGGUAUUAUACCGAGUCAAAUAAUAACAUAGGGCACAUUAUGGUACAAUGCAACUUAAUAAGUUUAGGGCAGACAAAAUAAACAGAAACUUUAGUUUUGUGAAAAAAGGGGAAUCUUUGCAAUAAAAUGUUUAUGGCUGGCAACAUACAGUACUUAAGAAGUUGGUCGGAAACAUGAAACCAUUCUUAUUUUGUUUGGCCUCCUGUAUAUAUAAAUAUUUAUAAGAGGAUAAUAUUUAUUAAGGAUAAACCACCUUGUAAAAAUGUUGUUUAUUUUCACAUGUUUGUUACAAGUACUGGAAGGUGUUAACUAAUGCAGCCAAUCAGAGUGAAGCUAGUUAGAAAUAUCAAAAUGCUCUUGUCAAUGCUCCUUAAUAAACUUCCUAGGUGAGCUUUGUGCCCUUGGAGCCAAUGUCAGGAAAUGUUUAAAAAAACUUUAAUGUGAGGAUGGUAAUUUUUUAUCUCCAACUAUUCAAGUUGAUUUGUUACAUGCAGUGUUUCCACUUUUUCACAUUGAAAUUUCUUUCAAAUAUUUGUAAAAGGAAAAUUUUUAAAUCAAGUGUUUCCACUUUUUCACAUUGAAAUUUCUUUCAAAUAUUUGUGAAAGGAAAAUUUUUAAAUCUAGUGUUUCCACUUUUUCACAUUGAAAUUUCCUUAAAACCUGCUGACAUGGUUUCUGUAAUUUCUAGUCAAACAUGAUGGCAACUUAUCUUUGACUGACAUUGUGGACAUAGCUCGUCAGAUGCACGGCCGAUCCAUCUCAAGAAACCUAGCCGGCACGGUUAAACAAAUGUUGGGUACAGCACAGUCGGUUGGCUGUACGAUUGACGGAGAACCACCUCAUGAUAUUAUUGAUAAGAUUAACGAAGGAGAAAUUGACAUCCCGGUAAGUUCAUUAAGCACAUAUAUAUCUUAUAUACACUAGAUAGCGCAUCUCGUUUAGUAAAAUUGAAGCCAAGAAUAUUCCAGCGGUUACCCCCAUUUGAAUAGAUGGCGGCCAUGUUGGUAGUUCCCACUUGCUAAUAAACGCUUAAAAAACAACAAUAACUUUCAUCAUUUCAAUAGUUUAAAAAUGUAUUUGGAAUAGGUUUAAGGUUAACUUAAUGUUUAAGUUCCCUGUUUAGAAAUAGAAAACAUACAAAUCUUCUCAUUUCAUGGGAAUAUCAUGAGUCUACAAUCUCAGCUCCAAUCACAACCUGCACACCCGAUUACAACCCGCACACCCGAUUACCUAUAUUACUAUAUAUACAUGAACUUACGGUUACAGCUCAACAGCUGGCCUCUGUAGCUCAGUUGGUUAGAGCGCUACACCGGAAUCGCAGGGUCGUAGGACCCUGUAUAUAAAACAUAAGAUUAUCAAAACUUUGCAUUCUUUUCCUUCUCCUUAUGUUGUUGCUUGUGCUUUAUCUUGCGUUGUAGCGAGGACACAGUGAGAACAACACAAGCAUAAGGACAUCAAAGCGUUCCGCUUGUUUAUCAAUGCGCGUAUGCUUGCGUUGUAGUGACUAGCGAAGACAGAUCUGGGCAUGUUAUUAAUCAAUUUUCUUGUUUUUUUGCAGGAGGAAUGAAGAGGACCAAGAGUGCUUCAAAAUAACGGGUUGUAAAUAAAAUUUGAAAAUAUAAAAUAUGUUGUGUGUGUUUUUAUUCAAUACAUAAGUC